UUACCCAAACAAGAAGAGGCGAGGCAAGUUUACUAUUUUUAGCGCAUGAAACAAUAGUAUCACACACACACCCACACACACAACAUAACUGAACGGAUUGACUAAAACACUCGAGAAAUUAAAGCAAAUAUAAUGAAUACAGAUUUGAGAUUUGAUAAAAAAAGAAAAAAGAAUUCAAGGAGUCGGCUGUCAUGUGAGAUGCCGCCCCUUCAGCACACCAAAUUCCUCGAAAAUGGUAAAUUAAGGUCGUAAGAGGAAGGAAAAGAAAGGGUCCAGAUUGCAUGCCCAAACCCAAUUUGUCUUUCACCCACACCGUUUCCUCCUCCCCUCUCCUUUCCUGACACCAAUUAACACGCCGGUGGCUCACAUCCUUCGUCUCCCUUUCCUUUCCCAGUAAUUGUAGUGUAUUACAAACUAGGUUAGAGUAAUCAUAUUAAAACUCAAACACAGAGCCAGAGGAAGAGAGCCUCCCUUUCAAAUACCACCAUACAAGACCUCAACAACUGAAAAAUCCCUGCUUUCAAGCCUUUCACUUCUUAACCACCAGAGGAGACUCCCUCUAAACACUAAUCUGCUCCCUCCCCAAAAUCGCAAGCGAAUCUCUCUAUCUAUAUUCAAACAAAAAACAGAGCAAUAAAAAGCAAAGCAGCAGUGCCCCCCCUCUCCCCGAUGGAGGAGUGCAUGAGAAAGCUAGCUCUAUGGCACACGCGAACGUUCAAUCCCGUUAUGACUCACCAAGAGCUUGAGCCCAUCAUGAUCAACAUGGGCUUCGUGGGCCUCCCCCCUUCCUCCCCCUCCGCGUCUUCCUCGUGGAAGGUGUACGCUUACAUGGCUAAGCCGCCUAAUUACAAGCACCACUACGACGACGCGAAGGCGCAGUCUGUAGCUCCGCUGCGGCCCAAGCUGCCUUACCCUAGGAUAGAUGGCCUCCACCUAUACACUUACCAGGCUUUCAUCGACGCCGUUAACUUCUACCUCGAGAUGUCUGAUAUCUCCGACCUCUUCCACAUUAGGGGGUUGCCGCUUCAUCGGAAUGUGGACAGAAGUAGAAAGUGGCGUCGAAUGGAGGACGAUGAGAGUGUGUUUGUUUACAGAGAGGGGACUCUUGAUCAAACAACAUACCAUCUUUAUCAUUCCGACAAGUCGGGCAAUGAAGAUGAUUCUGUGCUUAUUCGUGUCAAGGGCAAGAAUGCUCCUAUCACUUGCAUUGUCCCCCUGGAGGACAUCAUAGUAGCAUGAUUCCAAUAUCUGGUUGUUUCCG
Messenger RNA from Populus euphratica (Euphrates poplar), 1261 nucleotides. RefSeq names its product tubulin-tyrosine ligase. The record is from RefSeq and is a predicted model, not a curated record. Bases 670 to 1239 code for a protein of 189 amino acids. The transcript has 2 exons. Lineage: Eukaryota; Viridiplantae; Streptophyta; Magnoliopsida; Malpighiales; Salicaceae.